Messenger RNA from Penicillium manginii, 1077 nucleotides. RefSeq lists its product as uncharacterized. The record is from RefSeq and is a predicted model, not a curated record. The coding region runs from base 1 to 1077 and encodes 358 amino acids. NCBI's taxonomy places the organism in Eukaryota, Fungi, Ascomycota, Eurotiomycetes, Eurotiales, Aspergillaceae. The transcript is spliced from 2 exons.
AUGGCAGGCCUUCCUUUGCUGAAGGGAAACACCAUUUCCUUGGACGAUGCUCUGACCGACGACGACAACAUCUUGCACCGCUUAGAUUAUCCGCAGAAGCUGAAAGCCUUCUGUUCAGACCUCCUUACCCACCAACGUGACAUAGAAUCCUUAGUCUCAUUCCAUCUUUGUGUGAAACAUUGUCAGGUUGCCGACGAGGCAGAUUGGUUAUUCGGAAGUUAUAAUGUUUGCAUUCCGGUCUAUAUAGGUCGGCAAUCAGAGGAACGUGUCCUUUUCCGUGUCCCGCUGCCUUUCAAAAUAGGCGAAGAGACUUUCCCUGGGAAUACCAACGAGAAACUGCGCUGCGAAGUCGCCACAUAUAUUUGGAUACGUGAGAAUUGCCCAGAUGUUCCAAUACCUUCUCUCUAUGGGUUCGCCUUUUCUAAUGGACGAGCUCCAAAUGCUAUCCACGAUCUUAAUGACGGGCAGGAACAGCUCUCCGCGUUGACCAUGAUGAAGGGUCUUUUGCCCCAAUUCAUUUCUAGCCAAUAUCGUGACGGUCCAUUUAUUCUUUCACUCACAGACCUUCAUCCAAGUAAUAUCUUUGUCGAUAAGGAUUGGCACAUCACAUCCUUGAUUGAUUUGGAAUGGGCCUGCAUUUUCCCAAUUGAAUUACAAACACCACCCUACUGGUUGACUGGUCGACCUAUCGAUGAUAUUGAGGACGGAGAGCAUCUCCAAAAAUUCCAAGAAGUCAUGACUGAAUUCAUAGAUGCGUUUGAAGAACAGGAACAAAGAUCCCAGAGUUCUGCUCCCUCCCGGGCCGAGAUCAUGAGGAAAUGCUGGGAUAGAGGAAGUUUCUGGUAUUUCCAAGCGCUUCACAGCCCGAAAGGUCUGCUUCGUGUAUUCAACGGGCAUAUCCAGCGCAUUUUUUGUGAGGAGCAUUGCACUCAGCGAGUCUUUGACCGGACAGUCAGUCCAUAUUGGACCCCAAGGGCGGAAGAAUUCAUCCAAGCGAAGGUUAUACAAGAGACGGAGUAUAAGAGUCAAUUAAGGAGGCGAUUCAGUGAAGAUGAUAAAACAUGCACUUUCGCGUAA